Molecule: messenger RNA, 3044 nt
Organism: Drosophila hydei
Lineage: Eukaryota; Metazoa; Arthropoda; Insecta; Diptera; Drosophilidae
Gene: pdgy
Product: 4-coumarate--CoA ligase 1
Exons: 5
Coding region: 276-2057 (593 amino acids)
Biological process (GO): fatty-acyl-CoA biosynthetic process; long-chain fatty acid metabolic process
Cellular component (GO): mitochondrion
Molecular function (GO): long-chain fatty acid-CoA ligase activity
Source: RefSeq, a predicted model, not a curated record
GGCAAUACGGCCGCUGCGACGCCAACAGGCAGUCGUGCCUCAGCACUCCAAAGCAACAGACGUGCAGACAGACAGGCAGCAGCAGCAGAAGCAGUAAUCAACGCAACACCAAAACAGCAGUCAAAACAAAUUGAAAAAUUCCAAGCCCAGCUUAAACCACAUCCAAUUGAAUCUAACGUUCGUGAGAGCGAGUGCGUGAGCAAAGACCAAAAGAGAUACAGAGCGCGAGAGAAGGAGAAGGAAAAGAACAAAAGAGAUCCGCAGCUGCUUAGUCAAUGAAAAUGUAUCCAGUCGCUGCCCAGAUGCUGCGCCUGCGCAACGCCGCAAACGCCUGCGCUCGCACAAUCACAACGAACCGCAGGCAGCGCAACACGGCGAGCGUUGAGCGCGCCCAAAGCAUUAGCGAGCGGGACAAGGCGCUGCACUACAACGCCGAGGACGGCUACUACAAGACCUCGCCCUACGAUCCCAUUAAGGUGCAAAAUGUGCCGUUGCACGAGUACGUCUGGCGCGACUUCAAAAAGUGGGAAAACUCCACGGCAGCGGUCUGCGUGAUCACGGAUCGUCAAUAUACGUAUGCCCAGCUACGCGAUGCCAGCGCCGCCUUUGCUGUGCGCCUGCAGACAAAGUUCAAGCUGUUCAAGCCCGAUAUCUUGGCCAUUUGCUUGCCAAAUAUGCCAGAGUAUCCGAUCGCAGCGCUGGGCGCCAUCGAAGCUGGUCUCACUGUGACCACGAUUAAUCCCAUCUAUACGCCAGAUGAGAUCGCACGCCAGCUGACGUUCAGCAAUGCCAAGUUCCUGGUGGGCAGCGUGCAAGGCUAUGGGACGCUGCGUGAGGCAUGCCAGCUGGCUGGCAAGCCGAUGCCCAUCGCUGUGGUGCGCAGCACUGAGGGCGAGUCGCUGCCGGCGGGCGCCAUUGAUUUCUUUGAGCUGAUAAGCACGGAGAACGUGCGCUACGACGAGUUGCGCGCGCCCAAGGAUGCGAGUCCUGACGACAUGGUCUUCCUGCCCUUCUCCUCGGGCACCACCGGCCUGCCGAAGGGCGUGGUGCUGUCGCACAACAACAUCAGCAGCAACUGCGAACAGAUACAGGAUGCGCUGCCCAUUGAUUCGCUCCAGUUCCAGGACACGCUGCCCGCGGUGCUGCCCUUCUUUCACAUCUACGGCCUCACCGUGGUCAUGCUCUCGAAGCUGGGACAGGGCGCUCGAUUGGCCACGCUGCCCGCCUUCAAGCCGGACGACUUUAUCAAGGCGCUCGACACCUACAAAGGCAGCAUUCUCAACCUUGUGCCGCCCAUUGCCUUGUUCAUGAUAAAUCAUCCAAAGCUGACGAACGACUUGGCCUCAGCGCUGCGCGUCGUCAUGUCCGGUGCCGCGCCAAUUGGCCAACACGACAUCGAGCGCUUCUUGCAGAAGUUCCCCAAUACGCGUUUCAUGCAGGGCUAUGGCAUGACGGAGGCAUCGCCCGUUAUCCUGAUGACGCCCGAGGGCAAUACACGUUAUGCGUCGACAGGCUUGCUGCCAGGCAGCACGGAGGCCAAGAUCGUGCCGUUGGAAGGAAGCGAUACGAAGGGCGUGGGAGCGCGCAUCACAGGUGAGCUGUGUGUGCGUGGACCCCAGGUGAUGUCCGGCUAUUUGAACAAUGCGGAGGCCAAUGAGGUGACCUUCUUUCCGGGCAAAUGGCUGCGCACGGGCGAUGUGGCCUUCUACGAUGAGGACGGCUUCUUCUACAUAACGGAUCGCAUGAAGGAACUGAUCAAGGUUAAGGGCUUUCAAGUGCCGCCAGCUGAGCUAGAGGCCGUGCUGCGCGACCAUCCCAAGAUACUGGAGGCAUCCGUCUUUGGCAUACCCCAUGAGCUGAACGGCGAGGCGCCGCGAGCCAUCGUUGUGCUGCGCCAGAACGAGACGGCAACAGCCGAGGAAAUCGCCGCCUAUGUGGCGGAACGAGUUGCCCACUACAAGAAGCUCGAGGGUGGAGUCAUCUUUGUCGAAGAGGUGCCCAAGAGUCCGACCGGCAAAAUACUGCGUAGGGUUGUCAAAGAAAAGUAUUCGGACUGAGCCAGCCAAUCUCGCCAACUGAAGUUUUUACAUAGCUGUUAAACAUCUAACUAUUUUUAAAUGUAUUUUUUUUUUUUGUGAAUUUCGAUUACCGUUUGGUAUCUCUGUGGAUCCGAUCAAAUGUGACCCGUCAAUGUGUGGCAAGAUGCGGGCAUUGUGAGCAUUGCAUUUAGACAAGUGGCCCCCAGGGUGGCUGCGUGAAUAGCGAGUAGAACAUAGCGAGUAACGAGUAGCACGUAGUGAGUAGCGAGUAAUUAGAACCGCGAAGUGAAAAGCUAAAAGCGCGUGGCGAGUGACAAGUGGCGAGUAACGAGUAGGAAAUAGCGAGUAGUUGCUGGAGCAUUGCAAGUGCUAAGAAUGGAUAGCAACUGUAAGGCAGCGAGUGACGGGAUGGACGUAGCGAGUAACGAGUAGCAACAACCUGUGACGAGUGGCGAGUAGCGAGUAGUUGAUAGAGAGCUGCAGGUGCUGAGAAUGGAUAGCAACUACAGAGGAGCGAGUGACAGGAUUUGAGUAACGAGCAACGAGUAGGAACUACCGAGUAGCUGUUAACGAGUUUGCUUUAACGAGUAGCGAGUAGUUGCUAGAGCAUUGCAAGUGCUAAGAAUGGCUAGCGACUAUCGAGAGUAGGAACAACCGGGUAGCUGUUAACGAGUAGCGAGUAACGAGUAGCGAGUAAAUAGUCACUGGAUUGGUCCAUAGCUUGUAAGUUUCGUAGCGCUAUUUAGACUCGUAGCCUAGGCUUGUGUGUACCUAAACUGCAACAGAGUAGAUAUUGAUAACGCUGGACCUGCAUAGUAUACCAUAGUAUACACCUAUAUCAGUCCAAUCCCCAACGGACUUAGCCUAAGCCACAUUUUUUUGUUAUCUUUACUAAGUAUGUAAGCUAGUGUCUAGAUAUUGAUAUAUUUACAACCAUACGGAUGUCUACAUAUAUGUAUUUUACUUGUAUAUGAAAGCUUUGUAAUAAAGAUUUGAGUGACUAAC